CUGUCAGUGUCUUGUCUCUUCUUCAGUCUCCAGCACCACUGGCACUUACAGGAUGGCGGAACCGGAAUGGACAAGUAUCUUCCGGAUGAAAACAAUGGAUCUUCAACACUCCUGGCGUCUGCAGUUUGAUGAACAUAUUAUACCUGACACCCCAAUCUACGGCUGGGAGCAGUACAUCAGGAACACAUGUGCAUGGUUCAAAUGCACCAAAUGUGGAAGAGGUUGGCCUUCCAACCGGGUGAUGGUGCUCUUCAACAUGUGCCUGACAGACGGGGAGGGCGUUGUCAAGGUGAGGGCCUUCCGUCAGAACUGCAAGAUGUGCAGCGAAGCUCCGAUGGAGAAGCCCAGCAUCACCUCCGACAACAUAGACAUCCUCCUGGAGAAUCUGGUGAAGAAGAUAAGAAUAAAAUGCUACAAGGAAAACCUGGGCGAAGGACACAAGCCUUUUGUGAGCCUGGAAGUCAACAGUCCCCAUGAGCCUGCUCAUUGUGAGGCCUGUAUUGGAGGCUACUGUACAAGGAAUUAAGCUUGCAUUGCUGCUAAGCCUUUUUCUUAAUUUAAAAUAAGAAUAAUAUUUGUCUCAGGCUUUUAUGCCUAAACUCAUAUUUGGAAAGCAUCAAUUGUAUAAGACAUCCCCUAAUGUCAUUCUGUUUCAUUUUAUUAUUGCCUCUAUCAUAUAAUAUAUAUAAUAAUCAUGCAAGCUUUCAGAUUUAUUCUUGUUGGUAGUCAAUUGUCUUUAAAAUAUGAAUUCAUCUUCUCUAAAGCAUUAAAACAGCCUUCUUACAAUCAGAAAUGUGAUGGAUAAAUAAAGCGUGUACAAACAAUA
Messenger RNA from Cottoperca gobio, 826 nucleotides. RefSeq names its product receptor-transporting protein 3-like. The coding region runs from base 53 to 526 and encodes 157 amino acids. Lineage: Eukaryota; Metazoa; Chordata; Actinopteri; Perciformes; Bovichtidae. The record is from RefSeq and is a predicted model, not a curated record. The transcript is spliced from 2 exons. Gene Ontology annotation, biological process: protein insertion into membrane; protein targeting to membrane. Gene Ontology annotation, molecular function: olfactory receptor binding.